Messenger RNA from Erythranthe guttata (spotted monkey flower), 1471 nucleotides. RefSeq names its product NAC domain-containing protein 101. Lineage: Eukaryota; Viridiplantae; Streptophyta; Magnoliopsida; Lamiales; Phrymaceae. Gene Ontology annotation, molecular function: DNA binding. Gene Ontology annotation, biological process: regulation of DNA-templated transcription. The record is from RefSeq and is a predicted model, not a curated record.
GCGUGUAUACUCGCAUCGACUAGUAUACACGUGUUCGUUACGUAGUGUGUGUAUCGCAUAGGAAUGAGCUGUGCUGCAAUAAAAAUACAGCUGCAGAAUUCUCCGUUCGUCUCGACCAACCACUCACCAUAAAUCUUUUUACGGGCAUAAAUUCACGUGCCGUGGCCGCUAAGUAAAUUUCUUUAUAUAAGAUAAGGCCUCGAUUUUUUACUGCUCUUAAUUGACGGAUUAUUCCCAAUGCGUCCUCUCGAGCAGACCUCUUCCUUUUCUGAAAUCGAUUAUUUUUAUUCGAGUGAUGAAGAAAUCGUUUCAUUUUUGGGUAAAUUGACAACGGAAUCGGAUCUGCCGUAUAAUGUGGUAGCAGAUUCAAGCCCUUACCAGCGACCACCCUCCGAUUUACCAGAAGGAAUUUGGUACUUAGUUCACCCAAACGAGAAAAAAGAAUCCGUUUAUGGAUUUUGGAAAGCCAAAGAAGAAGCUCGUGAGAUUUAUUCGAACUCGGUUUUCAUUGGUUGGAAAACCACACUCGAAUACUUCGAAGGCCAAAUCCCUCAUGGAAAAAGAACUGAUUGGCUUAUGCAAGAGUAUGCAAUAGCACAAAAUAAAACUCGCGAUAAAGACGAACAAAAGGAGUCGAAAUUGCUAUGCAGAGUGUUCUUCUGCGGUGGGCCCAGUUCUGAAAUUGAAUCCAUGGAAAUGAAUAAUUUUGAAGUGGGAGAAUUUUCGGAGGUAGCUGUUGAUGAAGAAUCGAACCUUCUAGAAUGUCUCUUUACGGGCGACUUCUUGGAGUUGAAUGACUUAAUCGACCCUCAGUUACAUUAUUCGAGUUCUUGGAAUUCGACUUGUAGCAAAUGGUCCGAUGAAUAUUUCGACUCAUCGGCUUUCUUGAGGGCAUUUGAGGAAGAGGAGAGUAACUAUAUGCGGGGCCUGCAAUUGAGUCCGAGUUACCGUUUUACUAAUCCAAACGACACGGUUUUUCACCAUGUUGUAUCGAGGUCUCGGUCGAGUGGUUCUAUGAAAAGUGAAGUGGAUGAAAUGUCAAAAGACGAAAAAGGGCAAGACAACACUUCAACAAGAAGGCACAACUCGAAGGGCAAGGAGACGAAUGGUGAGCCUAGCGAAGAAACGAAGGCUGGUUCGAGCAGGAUGAAAAAACUCAAGACGUAUUUCUGCUUUGCUUCGUUUUGAAACGGAACUUUUUCGUAGUAUUAUUUAUUGCCCGUCUAGUUAUGUUCGAUAGGCAUUCAGUUUUAUGGCGUAGUCUAAACGAAGAAGUAUCCGAUUUCCUUUUCUUUUUUAUUUUAUGUUUUGAGAGUUCGAGUAAUAGUUUUGUUUUGGUUGGUCUCAAGAAGAGAGUAGGAGAAACCUCGGGGGAUUUUCUUACAUUUUUAUUGGAUUUGUGAUGUAAUAAUACUCUCCUGCGUUUCUUUUGAAAUGUCUCACUUUAUAUUUUUUAAUUUUAAAGAUAUAA